AUGCAAGAAUUGAGGAAGGAAGCUGAGCAGAAGGCCCUCGAGCGCGAAGCUGAAGCAGCAGCAGCAGCAGCAGCAGCAGCAGCAGCAGCAGCGCAUGCAAAGAAGAGGAAGCGGCAGGGGCCCGUGGAGUCCGACCCCAGCAGGCCCUGCGACGAGGCGCCUGCGGAAAGUGACGAAUGCGAAUUUCGAAUUUACGCCACGGGAACUAAAGUGCCCAAAAAUCACCUUCCGGACGAACUGGCCCUGGGCAGCCGCCUGAGCAUUUUGCGCUUCAAGCGCUCGCCGCAGAGCAGCACGGACCCGCAGCAGCAGCAGCAGCAGCAGCAGCAGCAGCAGCAGGAGCUGGAGGAGGGGCACGACAUAACAGUAACUUACACAAUUGACGGCACUGACACCUACACCAUCCCCUUCAGUGCAGCAAGGAGAUACUGCUGCCAGCGGCUGCUGUCUUAUUUGAUUCGCCGCACGACCUUCAGGACCCCCCGGGGGGGCCAAGACGCAGCAGCAGCAGCAGCAGCAGCAGACGCAGCGGGAGCCGAGGGCAGCAGCAGCAGCAGCAGCAGCGGCCACCCCGUCACCACUUGUGCUGCUGAUGAUGGAUCUGUCGAAGAGUGCGCAGCAGACAGAGCAGACCACCUGGUGGAGAAGAGCGAGGUGUAUGUACAGACAGACGAAGUAAAGAGCAGCAAACCAGCAGCAGCAGCAGCAGCAGCAGCAGCAGCAGCAGGGGACGAAGACCCGCAGUAUUCAACCAGCAGCAACGGCAACAGCAGCAGCAGCAGCAGCAGCAGCAACGGCAGCAGCACGAGCAACGAGAGCGGCAUCAGGAACAAGAACGUUAAGAAGGACGACGCAGCAGCAGCAGCAGCUGCUGCUGCUGCUGCUGUUGCUGCUGCAGGGGAAGCAGCAGCAGCAGCGCGCAGCUGCACGUCGCCUUCUCCCGCCCCCGCCGUCGUAGACGUGGCCUGA
Messenger RNA from Eimeria necatrix, 969 nucleotides. RefSeq lists its product as hypothetical. The record is from RefSeq and is a predicted model, not a curated record. Bases 1 to 969 code for a protein of 322 amino acids. NCBI's taxonomy places the organism in Eukaryota, Apicomplexa, Conoidasida, Eucoccidiorida, Eimeriidae. The transcript is spliced from 3 exons.